Messenger RNA from Cricetulus griseus (Chinese hamster), 742 nucleotides. The record is from RefSeq and is a predicted model, not a curated record. NCBI's taxonomy places the organism in Eukaryota, Metazoa, Chordata, Mammalia, Rodentia, Cricetidae.
CUAUUUGAUCCUUGCGCCAUUCCGUAGUCUAUUCUCCGUUCUGGGUGGCUGCAAUGGCGGACGUGUCUGAAAGGACACUUCAGGUUUCAGUGCUAGUGGCUUUCGCCUCUGGAGUGGUCCUGGGCUGGCAGGCGAAUCGGCUGCGGAGACGUUACCUGGACUGGAGGAAGCGGAGGCUUCAGGACAAACUGGCGAUGACUCAGAAGAAGCUGGACCUGGCUUGAGCGCGCGCCGCGGCCCGAGCCCGCCGGGUCGUCACUCCUCAAGCCCCACGCGGCCCGGAUUGGCUUAUCGAAGAUGGAUAUGAAGCACUGGAAAGAAAUAAUUUCAUCUUGCACUUUAUGAAUCUAUUUUUAAAAUAAAAAGAUGUAAAUAUCUUUGAAUCUUUUCCCUCCUCACAAAGGAAAGGAGUAUUUUGCCUACCGUUCAGUUCCUGCAGCAAGAGAUCUGGAUCCUGAAAGCAGAGGCCUUAUGCAAUCGUUCACAUCCUUGGGACAACCUGGAGUCAGAUUUCUUCUGGGGACCAUUGUGGGUCCUUUUUCUAGAUAUCUUAAGAAAAGAUAGGCGCUGUGGCAAAUGACUGAAGUAAACAUUAUAGAUGUAAGAUAUUUGCACUUUGAAGAAUGAAAGUUUACUGCAAGUGCUGAGUGUAAAUAUUUCUUAUGUGUUAACAUGGAAAUGUACAUGUGAAAGAGAAACCUUUGAGUAGAGCUUAAAGAUAAAUGCCAGUCAUAUCAAGUGA